AUGUUCUCUCUGAGAACUGCGCAGUCCGCGCAGUCUCUCUUUUGCACUGUCGCUAAGAAUUCUUCUACGUGUCUCUCUCGGUCUGCAAUUGCUACCAGAACGUUUGCUACCGUUCAAUCGGAUAUAUUUAAGCCAACCAAGUAUGGCGGCAAAUACACUGUCACACUGAUACCAGGUGACGGUAUCGGCGCUGAGGUAGCGGAAUCGGUGAAAACAAUUUUCAAGGCCGACAACGUACCAAUUGAAUGGGAACAGGUCGACGUCAGCGGAGUGGAUUUCGGGAAUAAACGCUCAGAAGAUCUAUUCAAAGAAUCCAUUGCCUCGCUAAGACGCAACAAGCUUGGUCUCAAGGGCAUCCUCCAUACCCCAGUCGAAAUAUCCGGCCACCAAUCAUUCAACGUCGCCCUGCGCCAGGAACUCGACAUUUACGCCUCUAUUAUUUUGAUUAAGAACAUCCCCGGUUACAAGACACGACAUGACAAUGUGGACCUGUGCAUUAUCCGUGAAAAUACCGAAGGUGAAUACUCUGGCCUCGAGCACGAGUCCGUUAGCGGUGUCGUUGAAUCCCUCAAGAUCAUCACGCGUGCCAAGUCAGAACGGAUCGCGAAGUUUGCCUUCAGCUUUGCUCUCGCCAAUAACCGCAAGAAGGUCACAUGCAUUCACAAGGCUAACAUCAUGAAACUGGCCGACGGUCUCUUCCGCUCGACCUUCCACAAGGUUGCUGAGAGCUUCCCAACACUGGAAGCGAACGACAUGAUCGUAGACAACGCAUCCAUGCAGGCAGUUUCUCGCCCUCAGCAGUUCGAUGUUAUGGUUAUGCCUAACCUAUACGGUGGCAUCCUCUCCAACGUCGGGGCUGCUCUUGUUGGUGGUCCUGGUAUCGUCCCAGGCUGUAACAUGGGUCGUGAAGUGGCUGUCUUCGAACCUGGAUGUAGACAUGUUGGACUCGAUAUCAAGGGCAAAGACCAAGCUAAUCCCACCGCACUGAUCCUUUCUGGAUCCAUGCUCCUGCGUCACUUGGGUCUUGACGAGCACGCCAACAGAAUCUCAAAGGCAGUUUAUGACGUGAUCGGAGAGGGAGUCGUCCGCACUCGUGACAUGGGCGGCCAAGCCACCACCAAUGAAUUCACCCGUGCUGUCCUGGAUAAGAUGGAAGCUGCUCUGUAA
This is a messenger RNA of Paracoccidioides brasiliensis Pb18, 1167 nucleotides long. RefSeq names its product isocitrate dehydrogenase [NAD] subunit 1, mitochondrial. The coding region runs from base 1 to 1167 and encodes 388 amino acids. Gene Ontology annotation, molecular function: NAD binding; magnesium ion binding; isocitrate dehydrogenase (NAD+) activity. The transcript is spliced from 5 exons. Gene Ontology annotation, biological process: tricarboxylic acid cycle; isocitrate metabolic process. The record is from RefSeq and is a predicted model, not a curated record. Gene Ontology annotation, cellular component: mitochondrion.